AUGCAAUCAAUCAUACUCCUUGCCCUUCUUGCCAUCGCUGCCACCCAAGCUGCACCCAGUACACCCGUCGUCGAUAAAGUCUGGGGUGAACCACGAGGAUCGACAACGACCGAAGCGAUCAAAUGCUUAUUCCUUGUUGGUCCAUUUGCCUGUGCUAAAGCUAAAACCGAUGCUGAUAAUGCCGCUGCUGCUGCUCGUGAAAGUUACCCAACUGAUACAUUACAUAACGGAAUUGGUGAUGCUUUUCGUCAUUGCUACUGGAAUGCUUUAAUGACAUUGAGCGUUGGUCGCACCUCAGCCAAGAAGAUUGCUGAUCUUCAUGAAGAUAACAAUACCACUGGACCAUUAGCUGAGCGUGAAAUGGACUUGAAAAACAAUGAAAUCGGCCGACAAGCUGGUAGCGAAUCCAAGGACGCUGAUGAAGCUCGUGCUAAAUGUCAUGAUUAUGUUAACACAGGCUACUUACAAUUGAAACCAUAA
Molecule: messenger RNA, 480 nt
Organism: Adineta ricciae
Lineage: Eukaryota; Metazoa; Rotifera; Eurotatoria; Adinetida; Adinetidae
Source: the annotation of a GenBank genome assembly